Rotaria sp. Silwood1 is the source of this 225-nucleotide messenger RNA. The record is from the annotation of a GenBank genome assembly. Lineage: Eukaryota; Metazoa; Rotifera; Eurotatoria; Philodinida; Philodinidae.
AUGACGAAUUCUUAUUGUUUAUUUCUAUCAAUCGAGAAAUAUUCAAGUCGAAGUUCUAAAGAAUAUAAUGAUUAUGUUAUUGAUUCAUCAUCAUUAAUGAUUCAAAUAGAUUUAUCAGUUCAAUGGGUAAAUGAAUUCUAUGAUAGCAAUGAAAUUUAUAAAAAUUUUAAUCGAAUGAAUGAAUUUAACAUUCGUCAAAAUUUAAUUAAAAAUGGUCUUAAUUAG